Tripterygium wilfordii is the source of this 3012-nucleotide messenger RNA. Its product is annotated as glucan endo-1,3-beta-glucosidase 13-like. Gene Ontology annotation, cellular component: plasma membrane. The transcript has 4 exons. Gene Ontology annotation, molecular function: hydrolase activity, hydrolyzing O-glycosyl compounds. Lineage: Eukaryota; Viridiplantae; Streptophyta; Magnoliopsida; Celastrales; Celastraceae. Bases 1215 to 2717 code for a protein of 500 amino acids. The record is from RefSeq and is a predicted model, not a curated record. Gene Ontology annotation, biological process: carbohydrate metabolic process.
AAUUUUUUUAGCACAGACUAAAGUGAAAAAACCUCAUCAUCUCUUUUCGUCCUUUACUCCUCUCCAUCUCUCACAACCCUUCUUCUCUCUCCACACCCACAAACACCAGCAAUCUCACCUCUUCGUCCCAUGAUUUUCGCCUCACAUAAUCUCAGAUAAUCUUCCUCUUCCUGUCAUUAAAAACCUCGAUGUCAAGCUCCUCAUACAAAAUAAACUCCAGAGCCUCAUUCUAUACCAAAUCGAGUCAUGAAGUCGGCGACGAUGUAGGGGCUAGAGCUCCUGGCCAUCCUUGUACAAGAAGAAGAUUUUGAGAAAAAGAAGUGUUGGAUGACUGUGAAAAGGGAACUGAGGAGGAUGUAGUGGCUGGAGCUCCCCUAGCAAUCCUUGUAGAAGAAGAAGAUCUUGAGAAAAUGAAGUGUUUGGAUACUUGGAUCUGAGAAUGAAAAGAGAGCUGAGUUGAAAGAAUACAUUUUUUUCAUUAUAAUUUCUGAUGAAAAUUUUAAAGUGGUGUUAUUUUCCUCCCCAAAAACCUUAGCCAUCGCAAAGCAAAACACCUUCAAGAGUGUUAGAUCUAGGAGGAAGAAAAAUAUAACUUUAAUCUGUAAUGGAAAAUUUUUUUUCAAAAAAGUUUAACUAGGAAGAAAAUCUUAUGAGAAUGGUGCGAUCUUGAAAGUAAGAACGAGGAAGAAUCUCACAAGACAAUCUUGAGAAAGUGAGAUGGAGAGAUAGAGAUUGGAAUGGAGAGAAGAAAAUAAAGUGAGAGAGGAAUGGAGAGAGAAACAGUUAAGUAAAGUCCUUUUUUUUAACCGAUUGACAGUUAUCACGUCAUGAAGACGACCGUUAACACUUAAUACUGCGUAUAACAUACAGACAUACCAAUUCUCAGAAUCGAGACACUUCUCUUAACCAGAUUUGAUUGAUCACCCUGAAAUCCGGUCCGACCACUAGUCUCUCUCACUCUUGACACUCGCAAAACAAGAAACAAGACCGUACUCCCUCCCAAGGCUACUACUGGGUACCACUACUACCUCUAUCUCUCUCGAGCUCCGAGACAGGACCCUUUUAAGAGACGUUACUCUCUGUCUCUUCCUAUUAAGUAACAAAUCCCCGGAUAAGAAAGAGUAAACUCAUUGAGAGAGCUUGAGGAAGGAGAGCGUCUAGAGUGGGCACACAAUCUGCAACACAAAAUAGCAAGACUUGGUUUUGGGGAAGCAAUGGCGAGGGGAUUCAAACUUCUCCUUGCUAUUUCGCUGUUGAUUACACAUUUUGACAUCUGCAUAGGAAGCACUAUUGGAGUUUGCUAUGGAAGAAAUGCUGAUGAUCUCCCUACUCCUGAUAAAGUGGCGGAGUUAGUUCAACAACGUAAGAUCAAAUAUGUUCGAAUCUAUGACUCGAAUAUCCAAGUUCUCAGGGCCUUUGCAAACACUGGAGUUGAACUUAUGAUCGGAGUUCCAAAUGCAGACUUGUUGCCAUUCUCCCAAUUCCAGACCAAUGCUGACACGUGGCUAAAGAACAGCAUCCUUCCUUACUACCCAGCUACAAAGAUCACAUACAUAACUGUUGGUGCGGAAGUAACAGAAAGCCCUAACAAUGUCUCGGCUAUGGUUGUGCCAGCAAUGCAGAAUGUCCUCACAGCCUUGAAAAAGGUUGGCCUACACAAAAAGAUAAAGGUUUCAAGUACCCAUUCCCUUGGUGUUUUGUCCCGAUCAUUCCCACCCUCUGCAGGGGCUUUUAAUAGCCGCCAUGCAUCUUUCCUAAGACCCAUGUUGGAAUUCCUUGCUGAGAAUCAGUCACCUUUUAUGAUUAACUUGUAUCCUUACUACGCCUAUAGAGAUUCCUCCAACAAUGUGACUCUGGACUAUGCUCUAUUUCAGUCAAGCUCAGUUGUUAUAGAUCCAAAUACUGGUUUGCUUUACACUAAUAUGUUCGAUGCUCAAAUAGAUGCCCUUUAUUAUGCGCUGAUAUCUCUAAAUUUCAGAACAAUUAAGAUCAUGGUCACUGAGACAGGCUGGCCAUCUAAAGGUUCACCCAAGGAGACUGCUGCAACUCCCGAUAAUGCCCAGACGUACAACACCAAUCUGAUUCGUCAUGCCAUCGAUGAUGCAGGCACUCCUGCAAAGCCAGGACAGGAGAUGGAUGUGUACAUAUUCUCCUUGUUUAAUGAGAACAGAAAGCCUGGAUUGGACUCAGAGAGGAACUGGGGAUUGUUUUAUCCUGAUCAGACAAGUGUAUAUAACCUUGAUUUUACUGGAAAAGGUGCGGUUGAUACAACCACAAGCUCAAAUCAUACCAGUUCAAAUGGAACCACAUGGUGCAUUGCUUCUAGCAAGGCUUCUGAUCUGGACUUGCAGAGUGCCUUAGAUUGGGCUUGUGGUCCUGGUAAUGUGGAUUGUUCUGCAAUUCAGCCCAGCCAGCCUUGUUUUGAACCAGAUGCUUUGCUUUCUCAUGCCUCCUAUGCAUUCAAUAGCUACUACCAGGAAAAUGGGGCUUCUACUAUUGCCUGCGGUUUUGGGGGUGCAGGAGUGACAGUUGACAAGAAUCCAAGCUAUGAUAAUUGCUUGUAUACGACCACUGGUACCGGGACCAACAGAACAACAUCAUUAGGUAAUGCAACUGCAAUUGCUUCACCUACUUCUUCCGCACCAAACGAAGCUUUUUUUACAUUGAUUUCUGGCAGUCUUUUAAUGGCAUUGCUUUGGUUUAUCCUCAAUGUUUGAAAAGCUCAAGUUAGAGUUUUGAAUCAUGAAUGAGAGAUCAGAGAUGCCGGUUUGCGAUGUAAUGGAGAGGUAUCUCAACUCCAUUGAUUUUUCUGAGUCCUAGAUUUGUAUGAUAUCAGUAGGUGUUCUGAAGAUUUUGUCGAAGAAUACUCCAUCAAUGGAAUAACCAUAUUUUUCUAUUGUAUGAUAAAUUGAUAACCCUAUUUUUUCCCCUACUUUUCCAUUUUAUUUACAGCGGGGAAAUGGGUUUUGUUUCUGAAGUCAUGAUUUCCAGGUGAUGCUAAAACUGCUCUUC